AAAUGGUUGAAAGGAUUGUUUAUUGCGCAGUAUCUAAUGCGAUAAGACAAGGCAGGAAGUUUGAAAAUUUGUGGAAAAAUCACGUGUUAUGUAGGAAUUGCUUCGCAAUCAGUUAUAUAUUGAACAAACGAUCAGAUAGGACUUUAGCCUUAAAAUCCACUUCGUCUCAAGAUAAAGGUGGAUUGGGAAGUAGCAGCAUUUUUGUUCAAGAUGGAAUUUAUAUUGAAGAGCUCCCUGUCAUCAUUAAAAAAACUAAUGAUGUUUAUGUUGUUAUUGAUGGAAAAGUGAAAGUAAAACAAGACGUAAGUCCCGAUUCUAAAACCUAUCAGUCUGUAGGUAUAAACCUGGAAAAUAUAAUCAAACUCAACAUCAGCAAUUAUAAUUCGCCCGAAGAGAUAUUUAGGUAUUUGGAAAUGCUACCGUCGAGUGAAGUGACUCCGUCUGUGGCAUUGACUCUUCUGGAAAGGAUAUUUGACUUAUUUUCUACGUAUCCCGACAUACGAACGUCCAUGCGGGAGAACGCUCAAGAAAAUUUCACGCAUCUGGCAGUACUGACUAAAUUAUGUGAAUUAAUUUGUGAAAGUGAAGACCCUAACAUUCUUCUUUCUGGAUUACAAGCAAUAAUAAAUGCUGAUUCUGGCAUGAAAAAUGAAAAUUAUUCACAAAUUAUAUUGCAAGAACUUUUAAUUAGAGUUACAGAAAGAAAGAUGAAAUUACAAGAAAUUUGUGAAUUAAUUGAAAUUUUAAAACAGGCUGGAAAUGAACAGUUAAAUAUAGAUAGAUUAUGGCAAAAUAUAAUUGACUGUUCUAAUGAAAUAAAUGAAGGCAAUAUCCUAAAAGUCUAUAAUAUUUUACCAUGUUUCAAAACAUCACAAAGGAUACUUCUAAAUUUUUUGUAUCAUCAAACGACAAAUUGUUUAACAAACUUAACAGGAAAACAGAUAGCUCAGAUUUUAAAAAUUCAAUGUAAUAUUAAGCAAAAAUUAAGAAAACUUCUAACGGUGAUUUCUUAUUGGACUAACGUAAACAUUCAUAUACUGAUGGAAGAAGACUUGAAAGAUAUUAUUUAUUAUAUGAAUAAUUUAGAUUAUUAUGACAAAAAUUUACAAAAAGCAAUAGAAAGAUUUAUGAAAGCUAAAGGAUCAAAAAUUCAGUCAACUGAAUUAAUGUGUGUUGUUGCUGAUUAUUGUAUUCAUUUUCAAUGGCAAAGUAAUAUAAUUUUAGAUUCUUUGAAAAAUUACUUUGUGAAUAAUUCUAACAGUUUAAGUACAAGGGAUAUAUAUAGUUUAGUUAGAAUAUUUGGAUUGCUGAAUUUCUUACCAGAUAAUUCUUAUCAGUUUUUUGAAACAGUAGAGAAUAUCCUUUCAGUUAAAUUUUCAAAUUUUAAUCCACAAAUGUUGAUAGAGAUUUUAUUAUCUUGUAUUUACUUACAAAGAUAUCCACUUAACUUCGUAAGAAGAAUAUUCAGCCCUGUAUUCUUGGAUAAAAUGAAUGGUAGCAAUGUUGAAAUGAUGAUAAAAGAGAAUGGUCGUCUACGAAGAAUAGAAUAUUUACUGCUAGAAGAUUUUGCAGUUAUUUUUAAUGGAAGGGAAAAGAUAUUAAGAAGUUUUAUAUUACCAGGACUUCCUCUAUUGGAUACAUACAUUAUUGAUUAUGUUAUUCAUUUUGAUGCAAAUGGUCUACCUUUACCAAACUAUGUUAUAGCUGGUAUUGAUAAAAGGGUAGCCAUUGUUAUUCAUGUGCCCGAACAUUAUUGUCUUGAUAGUGAGGUUUUGAUCGGAUUGCAGGCAACCAAAUUACGACAGUUGAAAAUCUUAAAUUUUCAUGUUGCUGAACUGGAGUAUAACAUCAUAGAACGACUAAGAAAUUCUCCGAAAGAAAGGCAUGAAUAUAUAAAAUCAAAGGUUGUGAUGCCUUUUAUGUUUUUGAAAGAAACAUAACUUCUACAAAUAAAUGUAUUUUUCUGUAUAUUUAGUUUAAUAUAAUAAACAGAAAAUGUUAUAAAAUUUUAAAA
Molecule: messenger RNA, 2014 nt
Organism: Centruroides sculpturatus (bark scorpion)
Lineage: Eukaryota; Metazoa; Arthropoda; Arachnida; Scorpiones; Buthidae
Product: FAST kinase domain-containing protein 3, mitochondrial-like
Exons: 5
Coding region: 3-1940 (645 amino acids)
Biological process (GO): regulation of mitochondrial mRNA stability; mitochondrial RNA processing
Cellular component (GO): mitochondrial matrix; ribonucleoprotein granule
Molecular function (GO): RNA binding
Source: RefSeq, a predicted model, not a curated record